AGAUAGUGCUACGCCAUUGGACUAAAGUGCAGGGGAAUGGAUAAUGUGCAGAAUACGCUUUCGAAAGGGAGCAGGACCGCAGCAGUACACGCAGCAAGUUAAGAUUGUCAAGAUGGAUGCUCAGUACCAUCGGUUCGAAGUAUGGAUUUUGCCGCGUGAUUCGUAAAAGAGAAUUGUCGUUGAUGUUUAAUAAGAAAAAGAUUGUGCAUCAGAAAGUUUUGUUGUUCAUAGUAUCCUAAGGUGUUUUAUAGUGUCUCGAUAUGCAGCGUUAAGUAAACCGAAUGCUUUCAUAUAGUGAUGAGAAAAACACCUAAAAGCAGUGCAGUAGUAGCAGUCUUCUACAAUGGUGGAUAACAAUUGUAUUAUCGAGGGAAACGUCAAAUUUCGCGAUGGCAAAAAAGUAAUGGAAAUCAAGAUGGUGUGUCAUGAGAAAAUUAUCACCAGUUGCAGAUUGUCUUCAUUUACAACUUUACGGAGAUAGCAAGGAUCGAUAUAAACAAGGCCAAACAAAAGCUUCAUUAAGCUUGCAACAUUUCCUCGGUGUAGAGAGUGGUUUCACUCUUGAUAAGGAAUCAAACACAAUAGCUAUAAUAUGCCAAGAUGUGACGGUUGUUUUGGCUUUCGACACCAGAGAACGAUUGAUACAAUGGCAAGUGAAAAUCUCUAACAAUUUGGGCGAAGAUCAACAGUUCCUGAUCCUAAUUUCCACAGUUCCAUCGAAAGCGAAACUAACAAAUGGCCCAGCUCAUUUACAUAUUCAGGAUCGUCGUUUCUGUAUCACAGUCGGAAUACCUCCCAGAUUAGUUGGUAUUUGGGAAAUCGCGCAUCUUCGACGAUACGGCGUGGUGGAAGGACGAUUUUGCUUCGAGGGUGGUUCGAGAUGCGGUCGAGGGGAAGGUCUUCACGUACUAAUAACGGAUCAAGGAGAAGAUAUUGUAAAGAUGCUGCAAUUAGCGGCGGAAGGGAAGCUGACGAAAAAACGACCAAUGAGCAGAGAGCAGAUAGCGCAGGAAAGCCCGCGCCGUCAAUUCUCCCGAUCGGAAACGAGGGCUAGCGAUUUCUUCCCCUCGGCUGUUUACUCGUCCACGUAUGAAGAGCAGUGCGACAGCUGCAAGAACGAGAGCUCGCCCUAUUGGUCGUCUACCGAGAGUAGGCAACAAACUGAACUUGACAGGGAUUAUAGUAGCAGAGACACUGUCUCCGUGUCGGAAUUGCCUGAUCAGCCGGGAGAAUGGCGCAGCUGUUCUCUCACUCGUCAAGGAACAUCCGCUCUCGAACGAUGUGCUAGUUGUAUAAGCAAGCUAGGAACUGUCUCGAAAUCCUCGACUUUAGCCACUACGACCGGAGCAAGCAGUAUAAGCAGUCCGGCAGGAACUAUGAAUAAUUUAGGAUGUCACUUGCAACCACGCACGCUCGAUCGAUUGUCAUUAUCCUCGUACAGUAGUAGCAGUCAUGACAGUGAUUAUUCCAGUUCACAACAAAUGGAAUGUCAUUGUUCGCAAAAUUCGAAGAAUUCGCAGCAACAAUCGAGCGUUCAACGCGUGUCGCCAAGUCCUAGCGCAUUGCCGCCGAGACCUCCGAAACCGUCCCAAAGCACUGCCACAAAAAAGGUUAAGAAACCUCCCAUGCCAUUGCCAAAUGAACAAGUUUGCGUUCACUCGCGUAAGCAGCAAUUGGUCCUGCGAAACACACCCGCUGCUGCUGGUCCUUACGAAAAUUACGACGUACCCAAGACGAUUUUGGGCCAUCAUAUGGUGUUGGAACAGAAUUCUCAACCGGAUCAGUAUUAUGACACGCCAAGGAAAAUCAAAGAAUGCCUAGCACUGCCAAAAACUUAUCCUAAUUACGAUACACCGCAAACACCUCAAGCUGUAGUGUUGCAGCAAUGCGGUUGUCCGGCCAAGCUCACCGUUCAAUCUCCCAGAUCCUCCGGAUGUCCCUGCCAAAAUGUGAUGAGUUGGGCUGGUUUCGUACUGCCAUAUUGUAGAAGAGGUGCAGGAAUUGAACCAACCGGGGUUGCUGUGCAUCCUGUGAAACUUUCUGGAGAAGGGAAAAUGCCUGUGGUUAACGCAAGCGGAGAGAUUGCGAUUUACGCAACAGCGAAACGGGUCAAGAAAUCGGAGAACGUGGAAGAUAAGAACAAGGAUAAUUGCGAAUGUCCAGAAACCAGAACCAACAAUUAUGAGAACGUUGAACCUGUUAUCGACACGCAACCUGAGUCUAAACAGGCGAAUUACGCGAAUAUAGAUUUCACCCAAUCCCUCGAGCAUUACGAAAACAGUAAAGACCUUUUGGCGAAGAGUGGAAUAUCACAAGAAGAAAUAGAAAAAUUUUCCGAUCAAAUUAAGGACGACACACCUGAACCGCCCACAGAAGAUUCGUCCAAAAUAUGCCAGAAGUGUGGCCACGUUAAAGAUAGCGAAAACGAUUAUUUAGUUAUGGAUCCUGAAAAGCAAACGCCAAAGAAACCGUUCCCUGGCUAUUUACCGAUGCAACCAGCGCACAAUGCUUGUUCGAAAGAGAUUUUGUCCAGAAUUUGCAGCGGUAUAAAGAGUUCGAGCAAUCCUGCAUUAUCAGGUUCCGCUUUGUCGGAAAGCGGCAAAAAGAGAUCCGAUUCCGAGUUUCGUGUUCCAGGUUCGGCGAUGUUGUCCAGCCCGUAUCUUAGACGUCGUUACUUGGACGGAAAUGGUUCGACAGAAUCAAAUGGAAACAUUGGUUUACUGUUAAGAAAACGAUCUUAUUCUGCAGAAUCUGCUCAUUAUUUGGAUGAUGAGAAUCAUACGUUCCCUUCGACGUUGACCAUUCAUAAAUGUUCCAGCGAAGCGGACAAAGCCUCUCUGGUAAGAGGAGAAACGCAUUCUCCAUGCGUUAAUUCAGAAGUCAAGAUUAACCAAGAUAAUGGACAAAUAUCGGUAACCUCGCCCCAACCAUCGUUCAUAAAAAUUCGACGCUCCUCUUCCGUUCCAUCCAAAACUGGUCAUAACAGAGACUCUUCUAGUAGUAACGAUUCAGGUGUUUCUACCGGAUCUCUUAGUCAUAGAACGGCAGAAUUCGUGGAGUUCGAAUUAUCAUUGACCGCUUCGACGUCGACGAGGAAGCAGAAUGUGUUGUCUGUUUAUAGAAAAAGUUCACCGCCUACGUGUUAUCACAGCAGUUUACCAAGAAAAUCAAAAUCCAGUGAUCCACUUCGAGAGUUGUCCUUUCAAUUUCAGAAAAUCAAAAUCCCUACGAAAUCCUCUUCAGCAGAAGCUGACAUUCCGACAUGUUUACCCAAGGCAACGAAAGGCUUCAAUAGUCCAGGGGAAGUGUCUAAUACCCCUUAUAUCGACUCGCGAAGCACGAGUAGCGGUACAUCUGAUAUGUCAGAUUAUAUCGAGACGUUGUCGUUAUCCUCUCACUCGUCAUCCGAUACGCCGGACAGUCUGAGACUGGGUGGCAGAGCAGUUGCAACGACGCUUCGUCCUCGCAGUGGAAAAGAGUAUUACAAGAUUGACAGAAGUAUUCUUGUCGAGCAAGGAAGAACGUUGACGACACCAUCAGCCAAUUACGCAAAUAUUACCCCAGUACUUGAGAAAAGCGAGUCCCCUUCGCCUGGAUAUAUGAGCAGCUCUCCCUUUGAACAACCGCAACCUACUCGUGAACACUUUUUGUUUCCCGAUGAAGCUUGAACGUAGCAACAUUGUUUGGGAAGAGAGCGGAAAAUUUGAAGUUCCUAGGAAUUCCAAACAAAACCAGUAAGAGUAUUCAUGGUAGAAAUUUAUAAUUGGGGCAUCAUGACUAUUUACACUAUACGCAAGUAUCUAGUUGAUUAAUCUCAAUGCUUUUUUAAAGCAUUGAGAUGAAAUGCAUGGCAUGAAAUGUGUAUUGAAUCGAAAGAAAGAGAGGAUUAUCUUUUAACUUCCAAGGUUCAGAAAUCACAUUAAAAGGAACCUAUUCAUAACGCUUAUCUUUCUGGCUUUCUUUAUGUCUUUUUACAAUAAUGUCUUCUUACAAAGCGAAUCCGCACAAUCAAAAGAACCCAACAAAGCAAAGGGGAGUUUUUAUAAGAGAUUCUAGAUUCUAGCGUAUAGUUGAAAUUAAGUCAAUACAAUACAAUUGAAAUACUUCCUACAACGAUUUAAACAAUUUCUAAAAUAUGCUCAAUAAGAAACUGUAAUAGUUUGUAUAGUAAGAAUCCUGCCCUAGGAUAAAAAGAAGUGUGUGCAUCGUAUACUUUAUAUGAGUAUAUCGUUUUUUGGAUAUGUUUUAUUUUAUAUGAGUAUACUUCUAUAUAAUAGGGUAUUGUAUACCGGUUAAACCAGUGCAUUGCAAUUAAAUGCUCCGUGUUUAUACCGGUUAACGCGAUACCAUCGACUUACAUUCUAAAAUAUACAACCAAAAAGUUUAAAAAAAAAAAAAGAGAACAAAAUAAUGAAAAAAAAAGAAAGGAAAAUGCAAUGAAAGUAGUCAGUUGCAUAGCACUCACAGGGUUUUCAAAUCUUUACAACUUAUUUUCUAAAGGCUUAAGAUAACAUUUAUAUAGCCGUGAAAUGGUCUUCUUUUUAAUGAGAUUUAUAUGAUGGAUAUCGUAGUCUCUGGGCAAUCAAAGAUGGCACUAUGUAUAGAUUAUAAACGAGAUAUCUUUAAAUAAGUCCUAAGGAUACGCGAAUAUAAAACUCGAAUUAUUUUUAUUGAAUUUUUAUAAUUCAUGGGCAGAGACUUUUAAUCGGUAAUCAUUCUCAUCGUAUAUAUGUUCCCAUUUUUACGCGAUUAUAUGCGUUCGAUUUAUAUAAUUUUCCUACUAGAUUUUAUAUAUAUAUAUAUAUCUACGCAACGAAUUAGUUUUUAAUCGUAAUUGCAAUAUAAUUUUAUUUUUUUUCUUCAUAAUUAUAAAAACGUACUUAAAAUAUUUUUCAUUCGUACUUAAGAUAUAUCUAUGUCAUUUUUUAUGCGCGAAGAACGUUUAUAUCUCUAUGGAAUUCUUUACGGAGAGA
Messenger RNA from Apis dorsata (giant honeybee), 4973 nucleotides. RefSeq lists its product as uncharacterized. Gene Ontology annotation, biological process: positive regulation of protein tyrosine kinase activity; neuromuscular junction development. Bases 426 to 3668 code for a protein of 1080 amino acids. Gene Ontology annotation, molecular function: protein kinase binding. The transcript is spliced from 6 exons. The record is from RefSeq and is a predicted model, not a curated record. Lineage: Eukaryota; Metazoa; Arthropoda; Insecta; Hymenoptera; Apidae.